GGAACCGAUCAGUUUAUGUGCUUGCUCUUAAAGCAUUCCGAUUAUCAACAUGUUCGGUCAUGCUGCACCUCCUGCUGAAGACGUUGAUACAGUCGGGGACCGCGCUAAUGUGGUCCGCUUAUGUACAGUGGUUCCCCCGAACUGUGCCGCAGUUUUUGUGAAAGUGGUGGAUAGGACUUCAACUGAAUCAUACAAAGACCGUUUGGCCAAAUACAUCAUCGAAGAGGCUGAACGUCGCGGGGACUUGAAACCCGGUAUGACUAUAGUCGCGGCUACAGAUGGGAGCACAGGUUUUUCUCUUGCUUUCGCCUGUAUCCUCAAGAAAUAUCCACUUACGAUUGUUUCCUCCAACGCCUUUGAUGUGGAAAAAUUAAGGUCUUUGGAGGGCCAUGGGGCUCUUAAGUUAGAUCUUGUCUAUAGUUCCUCGGGAAUUACACCAGACCUGAUUCCUUCAAUGGUGCACCGUGCAAAAGAACUUGCACAAGGCGAUGGGUACUAUCUCGCUGAUCAAUUCCAUAACGAGGAUACUUGUAUUGAAUACGAGACUAUGGGCCGAGAGCUGCUUAACCGGUUUCCUGAAGGGAUUGAUGCGUUUUGUGGUGCGGUGGGUGGUGCGGGGAUAGCGAUGGGUAUAGCUAAGAUACUGAAGUCGAAGUGGCCAGAAAUUUUUAUUGCAAUGCCUGAACCAGCAUCCUCGCCGACCAUUAGAGAGAGUCGUCCAGGGGCACAUAGUGUUGAAGGUAUUGGCUUUUACCCGCCGCAUCCAGAUUGGAAACUCUGCAAUGAAGUAUGCGCUGUUCCGGAGGAAGAAGGGCAUGAUAUGUAUCGUCGUCUGGUCAAAGAGGAAUGCUUGUCGGUUGAAGCGCCAACUGGCUUCAAUGUGGCUGCGGCGAUUGCUUUGGCCAAGCGUCUUGGUCCUGGGAAGCAAGUUGUGACUGUUGCCGUACAAUAUGGAGUAAAGAACACGAGUAGUAACUGGUUUACUUAA
This is a messenger RNA of Aspergillus pseudotamarii, 988 nucleotides long. Its product is annotated as PLP-dependent cysteine synthase family protein. The transcript has a single exon. Gene Ontology annotation, cellular component: cytoplasm. Bases 50 to 988 code for a protein of 312 amino acids. Gene Ontology annotation, biological process: L-cysteine biosynthetic process. The record is from RefSeq and is a predicted model, not a curated record. Lineage: Eukaryota; Fungi; Ascomycota; Eurotiomycetes; Eurotiales; Aspergillaceae.